Molecule: messenger RNA, 2462 nt
Organism: Solenopsis invicta (red fire ant)
Lineage: Eukaryota; Metazoa; Arthropoda; Insecta; Hymenoptera; Formicidae
Source: RefSeq, a predicted model, not a curated record
AUGCCGCAGGAACAGAAGGUUCUGAAGCUGCACGAUGUCUGGCGUACUUGCAACAAGAUACGAGCCGCCGUGUUUCGCGUCGGACUCGAUCUCUGGGAGUAUUACAAGCCCCUGGAUCCCGACAAACGUUGUCUAAUAUCAGAGUCCAAAUUUAUCUCGGUUUUGGCUGGACCACUGAAAGGCGUGAUUGGUUUAUCGGAUAAAGAGAUUUGCGACUUGGCAGAUUAUUUUCGAAUUCAGGACGGCCGGAUUCUUUACUCGCAAUUUUGCGAAGUUAUUCACGACAGUGUUCCUGAUUUUGAAAAAAAUAAAGCUCUUGUGACUGGUCUGGAAUGGGAGGAUUUGCUGCAUGUAAAUGUCCUAAGCGGCACAGAAACACGAAAAUUAAAUUUGAUAAUCACUCAGAUCGCCGUGUUAGCGAGCAAACAAAAAAUUAUCCUUCGGCCGUACUUUCAAGAUUACGAACUGAUCGCGAAGAAUUUCGGCACGGUUACUCUCGCCCAUUUCGGUCGGAUUUUAAAAUUUCUGGGCAUCGUCCUAGCCGCCGAAGAGUUUCGCCUGCUCGUAAAGAGAUUUGCCAAAGAUGCUUAUACUGUUAAUUACAUAGCGUUUCUAAAGGCUGUCGAUGACGUCCAACGUUACUUGGACGAACAUGGAAUGGCAAAUCUGAGUGAGGAGUUGCUCGAUCAAUUUCCCGGUCGAAUAAUUACGGCCGAGCUACCGAAGCUCCCGCGACCGGAAAUCGGUAAGAUCACGCCCAGCCAAGUGUUCGGUAAGCAAACGGUGUUCCAUCCGGUGACGGAACGACGUACGAGGGAGACGAUGCCUACGCCGGAAGUCGUGAAACGCAUCCAGAGACACAUUCUCGAGCGGCGCAUACGGAUCCACGAGUUCUUCAAGGGUUUCGAGUAUCUGAACGUCGGUCGCGUGACCAUCCCGCAAUUUCGAAAAGCACUGGACGCGCUGCAGAUAUCGUUCUUGGGCCGUCUCUGGCUGGUCGAACCGGAAAUCGAUGCCCUCAUCGCGCUCUACAAGGAUCAGGAUGAUCCCGAUCGCGUGUGUUGGCGCGCGUUCGAGGAUGAUAUAGAUCGGGUUUUCACCGUGAAGGGACUCGACAAAUUGCCAGACCUAAAAGUGGAAUCACCUCCUCAAGAAAUAGUUGAGCUACCUCGUAAGGGUACGUUGAACUGGCAAUGCCAGCCAAAGAGUGUCAGAGAUCUUUGCGAAGAUAUCUUGCAGAGGGUAAGGAAGCGAGUCGAAGAGAGGAGAAUUUUCUUGAAGCAAUUCUUCAAGGAUUACGACAAACACAAUUGCGGUCACGUGGCGCGAGCUCAAUUGAGACAAGUCCUCAUCACGGCGACCAUACUCUUGUCACCGGAAGAAGUGUUCGCUCUGGAGCAAAGGUACAACGACGAUUUGGGCUUCAAUUACAUUCAAUUCCUGCAGGAGCUGGAGCUUCAACCGAUCGCGGAGCCUCUGUAUCUUCGCAUGUUGGAGGAAAAGAAGAAGCUCAACGCCGAAAAACCGCCGUUUGAGCCUCACGAGGACGAGACCAACAUCGUGUUGAUUUUGGCUAAAAUUAAAGCUAAAGUCGUGCGCGAAAGAAUCAAUGUCCUCGAAUUCAUGAGCCAAUACGACAGGCACAACCAGCUUGUCAUCUCGACGCUUGAUUUUAUUAGGAGUCUGGAUCAGCUUCGUUGCGGCUUGACGAGGCGGAAGUAGAUAGAGGCGGAAGUAGAUACGGUUACGAAAGUUUUUCGGGCGUCUCUAAAACCCGGCUUCGUUGAGUACACGAAAUUCGCGGCAGUUAUGGAAGAAGCCGUUGCGACGGCGGGUUUGGAAAAAAUUCCACUCGUAGUCCCCCUGCAACACGUGCCUUCCGAGGCGAGCGUCAGAACCUUCCUGAAUUUUGACGAACGGCAGAUGGUAGCAAUCGCGAUGGAUAAACUGUGCCAAGUGCGGAAUCCGAACCUGGAGGAGGUCUUCAAAGACUACGAUAAGGAGAAUAUCGGCACGGUUUCCAAGGGAUAUUUGCUUAGAACGUUAUCGAUCAGACGAAUGUUAGAGCUUAUCAAUAGCAACGAGUUGGACGCCGUCCACAAGUGCUUCUCCAUUGAGAGAAGCGGCCGCUUGGAGUUCAACUAUCGAGCCUUCCUGCGUGCUUUGCACCUGUUACAAGAGAACAAAAAGAUCUCACUCUUUUAGAAGACGUGGCUGACACGGCUGUAAAUUAAAAAACUGAGAACACUUUGCUGUUCCACCAACGUAAUGUACAUUACGUUAAAUAGUUUAGGUGAAAUUGUUACGUAGUUGUAACACGUGACGCUUCAAGUCGAACAUCCGUUGAAUAUUUAUGUGCCAGAGAAAUGAGUUACCUAAUUUUCGAGAUACUUUCUAUACAUUAAUUUUUAUUAUUCGUACAUAUAUUUUUAAGGUGCUGUGAAAAAUAUAUCUUUGAACAA